This is a messenger RNA of Fusarium sp. VM40, 933 nucleotides long. The record is from the annotation of a GenBank genome assembly. NCBI's taxonomy places the organism in Eukaryota, Fungi, Ascomycota, Sordariomycetes, Hypocreales, Nectriaceae.
AUGUCGACUACCGUUGGCGCCUUCAUUGCUGGCGGCAUCGCCGCCUGCGGCGCUGUUACUGCGACACAUCCGUUUGAGACGGUCAAGAUUCGUAUGCAGUUGCAAGGCGAGCUUCAAAAUAAGGGCCACCAACCUCACCAUUACAGAGGACCGAUCCACGGCGUGAGCGUCAUCGUACGCAAUGAAGGCUUCCGCAAUAUCUACCGCGGUAUCGGCGCCGCCUACAUCUACCAGGUUCUCCUCAAUGGCUGCCGUCUCGGCUUCUACGACCCCAUGCGCAAUGCGCUCGCAAGCUUCUUCCUCAAGGACGGACAGGCCCAAAAUCUGGGAAUUAACAUGUUCUGCGGUGCUGCUUCGGGCGUAAUCGGCGCCGCGGCUGGCAGCCCAUUUUUCCUGGUCAAGACCCGUCUGCAGAGCUUCUCGGCCUUCAGGCCGGUUGGUACCCAACACCACUACCGAGGCGCAUGGCACGGCUUCAAAUCUAUUUACGGAGCCGAGGGAGUCGGUGGUCUGUACCGUGGCGUGCAAGCUGCUAUGAUCCGAACUGCAUUUGGCAGCUCGGUUCAGCUUCCCACUUACUUCUUUGCGAAACGUCGUCUGGUUCGCCAUCUCGAUAUGGAGGAGGGUCCCGGUCUGCAUCUAGCUUCCAGCGCUAUAAGUGGCUUCGUUGUCUGUUGCGUGAUGCAUCCUCCUGACACGAUCAUGUCCCGUAUGUACAACCAGAACGGUAAUCUUUACAGCAGUGUCAGCGAUUGUCUCGCCAAAACCAUCCGUUCUGAGGGUCUCUUUGCUCUAUACAAGGGAUUCUUCCCUCACCUUGCGCGAAUCCUACCCCACACCAUCCUCACUCUGAGCUUAGCCGAGCAGACCAAUAAGCUGGUGCGCAAGAUCGAAGAUCGCGUUCUGCCUGGCAGACUGGAGAUGGCGGCUUAA